Messenger RNA from Phoenix dactylifera (date palm), 2563 nucleotides. RefSeq lists its product as uncharacterized. The record is from RefSeq and is a predicted model, not a curated record. Lineage: Eukaryota; Viridiplantae; Streptophyta; Magnoliopsida; Arecales; Arecaceae.
UCCAAGCCAACCCGAUCCGUGUUCCACCGAUCCCGUUCCCAAUUCCCUUCGUUUUCCUCUUCGACGUCUUCGAGCGUUGGAGGCCGCUAGGGUUGGUUCCCCGUCGGUACUCCUUCCCUCCUCCCAAGCAGGGACCGGCGAUCGGCAACGAGCGACGUUCCCGACCGGCGGUGCAAGCAUUGAAGCGCGAUACUAGAAAUUAUGCUUUUUAGGCUGGAAAGCUGGUUUUUAUCUUUGAGAAUUUGAGCAGAAUGUAAGUUGUUUUCAACUCUCAUGGGUGGAGCAUCCUAUGUGGUAUUGAUGUUCAGAUCAUGGCAUCUGCAAUAUUUUCCCACCUGCAAAACCUGUGGCCAUUCUCCAGAUUCAAGACUCAUGAUCUGAAAGUUUCCACUCGAUUGGUUUCUAGGCUUUCAAUUCCAGAACAGACAAAACAGUUUGUUUUUGCUCUUAGAGAACCUGAUUCCGAUGCUGUGGUUUAUAUUUUGGCUGUUAAAAACUUGUCGGAACAAUCUGCACUAGAUGCACAGUAUCUAAUUAAAGAAGUGCAGCCUAGAGCUGUAGUAGCUCAGAUUGACCCAUCAGCAUUGGACGAUAUCCAGGCCGAGGAGAAGUGCAUAAAGAAUAAUCAAUUAAACAAUGUGCCAACUUCAUCUUUUGAAGUGCUUAAGAGAUGCUUGGUAGAAAAGAUUAACAGCAAGCAGUAUGAAAACUUUGCUGGCCUCCAGAUCUUACAGGUGAUUUUUGGUGUUGGAUUAUAUGGUCAUUUAUUGGCUGCUAAGAGAGCUGCAGAAGAGAUUGAUUCACAUUUCCUGUUACUUGAGUCCCCAUACGAAAACAAAUGUAUUGCAACUGCCUCAGGCAAUGUGGAAAGUGGAAAACAAAGGUCAGGGUUAAACUUACAGACCAGUAGCUUGCUUCCUGGAAAAGUUACUCCAUCUAUCUAUUCAAAUUCUAGAAAAUUUAGCCUCACUGAUGCUCUUCUGUCACAGAUGGUUCAGUCAUUAACUUGUUCCCUUGAUUCAUUAAUUCCGAAAAGAACUUUGUCCAACUCAGUUUUGGAAGUGGAACCAGGAGAAUGCCGGCCAUUAAGUAGCUACCAAGCUCCACCAUUUGCGCAGUCUGUCUACCCCUUGCUCGCAGAUCUACAUGACAUAUUCAUUGACCUUCCAUCUAUUGGAAAAGCUCUGUUCUGUGCACAGAAAAUGCUUGCUAAUGUAAAUGAAGGCGAGACAGUUAGUACUGAAAUCUUAUCAAAUGUAUACGCCUUCAGAAUUGCAGUUGAAUGUCUAAGAAUAGCUUUAAAUAGUGCUGCGCGGUGCCCCAUUGACAGAAUAGAGAAUGACAACUCAACAAAGUUGCAGUUCUCAGAGCUCUCUUCUGAAGAGAAAUGCCAUGCCCUUUUUGCACAAGCUCUCAGGACGCAGGCCAGAAAGUUUGGAUCUGUGGUGGCUAUAGUUGAUGCAGGUUGCUUGACUGGUCUCAGGAGGCACUGGAACACAUCCUUGCCUCAAGAGGUUGCAGAUUUAGCUGAUGAAACCUUAGUACAUCAUUUUGAUGAUAAUCAUAGCAAUGACAAGGAAACUCUGAUGGAAAACAUGGAAAGAAAGCGGCUAUUAGCAGAUAAGCCUGUGGUUGCGGUUGGUGCAGGUGCAACAGCAGCUCUGGGCGCAUCUUCCCUAUCAAAAGCUGUUCCUGCCUCCACAAUUAUUAAGCUUGCAACAUACAACAUUCCGGCAUCCCUUCAAUUUGUCUUAGCCCAACUGCAGCGGAAAGCUGCUAUUGGACUCAGCAAGAUUCUUGGCCCAUCAAAACUUUCUGGGGUUGCGAGUGCUGUAGCCGAGACGUCAACCUUGAAGUUUACGGCAUCAGCUGAGAAGAUUCGUGCAGUGACGCACAGUAUGAUAGCCUCUGCAGAGAGGACUAGCUUGUUGGCAAUGCGGACAUCAUUCUACGAGAUAAUGAGGAGGAGACGUGCUCAACCAUUCAGGAUUGCACCAUGGGCCACCUUUGGUUGUAGUGUAGCUGCAUGCAGUGGGCUUCUGGUUUAUGGAGAUGGGAUUGAGUGUGUAGCUGAAUCUGUGCCAUCAGUUCCCAUGAUCGCCUCGUUGGGUCGUGGUCUCCAGGGCUUGCACCAGGCUUCUCAGGAAGUGAGACGGACAAAUGGCACAAAGAUACAAGAAGCUUUACAGUCUUUGAUGUACAGUUUAAAGAAAAUGAGGGCUCAGUGAGUAAGAUUUGAGAUGUUCUCAUUGCAAACCAAAAUUUGCAAAGGAAACCGUGCUUCAAAAUGUCAGCCAAGUGCAGUUUGUACCUCCACCUGUGGUGGGAAAUAGUGAAUACAUCUGAGCUCUUCUGAGCUUGCUAUGGUGGAAGAGCUUCAUUUUUGCCAUUAUAACUAGCAGCAGGUGAUGAAAUGAUAAAUAAAGUUUAUGAGAAGCAUUUUGUAUAGCAAUCUAUUUUUGUGUUUAAAGGGCAAUAAUGAUUUUUCAAAUUCAAUUAAUUGCUAGUAAAUAUUUUUGCUAUUCUCUUGCAUCAUCUUAAUGUCUUCUGGAUACUUGUAAAA